Trichoderma asperellum CBS 433.97 is the source of this 2697-nucleotide messenger RNA. Lineage: Eukaryota; Fungi; Ascomycota; Sordariomycetes; Hypocreales; Hypocreaceae. The record is from RefSeq and is a predicted model, not a curated record.
AUGACGGAUGGAGCAGAAGAAGGCAUUCUUCGAGUGGCUGAAUUGGCGCAGACUUGCGAUGAUCUACUUGCGGGUCUGUUGGAUAUAGGAGAGUCAAUACAUGUAGACGUGAAGGGCAUCCACGCUCGACUACAAGCUCUGGGCACCUUGUUACGUUCCUCUCAGCAUAUUGAACGCUGCGGCUGGUUUCAAACGACUCUCCAAGAUUGUAGACGUGUUUUGAGCCAGCUCCGUGAGACGGCAAACACUUGGCCCAGCCGUCAACCUAGUGCGAUUGGACAUAUCAGUGCUUUGGCUGACAUUCAGAACUCUUUGUCCCUGGCUUUAUUUACAAGUAACAAUGAACUGAAAGAUGCGACUAUGAUCAAAACUAUAAAGCAAGGCCUCGAUACCAUUUCAAGUCACUUGAUAGAUGUUAUAGAUGACAUAUUACCGGCGGCUCCUUUUGUCACCAGUAAAAGCACAUUCAAGCUGCAUGAAGCAAAACUUACCAUCAAUGGAAAUUGGGAUAACAGCUCAUCCAGGCACGAUAUAAUUUGUUCAAACUGUUUUCUUCAUGAUAUAGGUGGCAGUGCAACGAUCACGAGACUAAGGUUUGGCUGCGACUGUCCUACAACUGAGGGAUCUCACGAUGGUGAACUGGAGUACCGAGUACUAUCCGCGACCUUCUUGGUGGAACAUAUUUGUCCCGGUGAAGCGCGUGCAUGGCACAUGAUACUUUCCAAGCCGCGUACUAAUGCCAUAGUUUCUAUAAUCAUCUCUGGACUUGCACCUGCAUACAUCUUCAAAAUCGACAGACUUGCCGGAAGACUUGCCCAUCAGUUCUCAAUGAGCCAAACUACAGAUCCCAAACACAAGGAGAUAGUGUUUGAAGAAGAGCUAGUGUACAGAUUGAUUUCCGUCCCGUAUUCCCCAGGGGCGUUCGAGGCCUUUCAAAACAAACUACCAUCGCAGCUAGAAUUCCACACAUCUAAUACUAUAGUCAGGCUUGCUUGGCAGCCCCAGGGAGUUCAAAUGAGACACUACUCAGUCGCAACUAGGCCAAAAAAUAGAUAUAGGAUCAAAUCUCUUGAGGCUCUCCCAUGUCCAGUAUUUGAAAUAGAGAUUUUCAGGGACUGUAAAGAAGCAAGCAAUGACGACUUUAACAUACUUGUUUACAAAGACUCAAUUAUCACUGAUGGGGCAACGCUAGGGCGGCCCUUAUGGGUAACACUGUCUAAAGUUAGCAUGCGCCAAGGUACAGCCCCUUUCGACAUUUCUGGAAUAAGCUUUGGUUUCGAUAAGAGAGACGAUGCGGUGAAUUGGAAGACGUACGUCGAAGCCAUGAGAGAUCGGCUGCAUCAGCUGUAUGCUCAACGAAUGUUGGCAUUUGAAUACGAAGUAUACCAUCAAGAUUCUACGACAUUGCGGCAAAGAUUUAUUCCAGAAUCAUCCAUAUGUCAGGAUGUUGAUAUAUCUGUUAUCUCCUCAGAUGUUAAAGGAUUUACAAAGAAUAAAACUCGUAUGGUGGUGAAAAGAAAGGGCCGACCCGGUUCCAUAUGUCUGGAUUUCGAAUUUUCCAUUCUAAAAAUUGCGCAACGAGGUCUCCUCGGCUCACUAGAUCUUAUCAAUUUCUGGACCAAUGACGACGACGGUACCAAUACCCCUGUUGUCCAGCAGACUAACUGGAAAAAGUUGAUUACACGAGGCAAAAACGGCAAGCUAGAGCAGCCGCGAAGUUUGAGCGGACCGCAAGUAUUAAGUGAAAAAAAGGUUUCCUCUGACGAAUGGUUUGACAAGAUCGAUCGGUUGAAGACUGUCAUGGAGUUGCCAGCUUCUGCCAAAGAUACAUACAAGUCAGUCAAGAUCUGUGUCAUUGACACGGGCUUCAAACUAGGAGUCAAGGGAUUCACGAAAAUCAAGGUGUAUAAAGAUUUUGUGAAUCCAGGCUCUACUAGCAUGUGUGAUAAUACCUGGCAUGGCUCAAUUUCUGCCAACAUCAUCAUGUCAAUCUAUGAGAAAUGCGAGCUGUAUGUUGCCAGGGUAUUCAACUCUGAUGAGACCGACGAUAAGACAGUGCCUGAAUUGAUGGCCCAGGUAAAUCGCACGGAGGCCAUCGAAUGGGCAAUAACACCUGACAUCGACGUUGACAUUAUCAGUAUAUCGGCUGGAUUCCUCUACCACUCUCCCAGGCUACAGGAUGCCGUGCAAAAGGCCAGCGCCGCCAACAAACUUGUCUUCGCCGCCGCAUCCAACUGGGGUAAUUUGGGGCCUGUGGCCUUUCCGGCGCGGCACAAUCUCUACACCAUAUGCGUGUUUUCCACUGAUACUCAUAACCGAGCGUCUCAUUUCAAUCCAGAGCGGCGGUCAGACGCGCACAAUUUUGCUAUCCUCGGCGAAGAUUUUCAGCAUCCCGGUGAUGCAAAUCAGCGGGUACGUGGCACCAGUACUGCCACAGCCGCGGCAGCAGGGCUUGCGGCGCUCAUAAUUGACUUUACGCGGCACCUAUUUAACUGCCAGUCCAUCUUUAGAGUGGCUGAUGUCAGUAAAAUGCUUGGAAUGAUUGCCAUAUUCAACGCCAUAUCUGAGCGGGCGGGAGAGUUUAAGUGUAUCAUGCCGCUGAAAUUACUUCCCUCAGACUUUGCUGGUAUGAGCUUGCAGCAAAUGAGAGAGUAUAUUAAGGAAAGUCUGUCGAGGGCAAUGGAUCAGGCUAACUGA